AUGUCGAAGCGUGGACGCGGUGGUGCCGCCGGUAACAAGCUCAAGAUGACCCUCGGUCUGCCUGUCGGAGCCGUCAUGAACUGCUGCGACAACUCUGGUGCCCGUAACUUGUACAUCAUCUCCGUCAAGGGAAUUGGUGCUCGUCUCAACCGUCUCCCUGCUGCUGGUGUCGGUGACAUGGUCAUGGCUACCGUCAAGAAGGGAAAGCCUGAGCUGAGGAAGAAGGUCAUGCCUGCCGUCGUCGUCAGACAGAGCAAGCCAUGGAGGAGAUCCGACGGAAUCUACCUCUACUUUGAGGACAACGCUGGUGUGAUCGUCAACCCCAAGGGUGAGAUGAAGGGAUCAGCUAUUACUGGACCCGUCGGAAAGGAGGCUGCGGAUUUGUGGCCGCGUAUUGCUUCCAACUCAGGCGUUGUCAUGUAA
Messenger RNA from Morchella importuna, 423 nucleotides. RefSeq lists its product as uncharacterized. Bases 1 to 423 code for a protein of 140 amino acids. Gene Ontology annotation, molecular function: structural constituent of ribosome; large ribosomal subunit rRNA binding. NCBI's taxonomy places the organism in Eukaryota, Fungi, Ascomycota, Pezizomycetes, Pezizales, Morchellaceae. The transcript has 5 exons. Gene Ontology annotation, biological process: translation. The record is from RefSeq and is a predicted model, not a curated record. Gene Ontology annotation, cellular component: ribosome; cytosolic large ribosomal subunit.